Messenger RNA from Cercopithifilaria johnstoni, 587 nucleotides. The record is from the annotation of a GenBank genome assembly. Lineage: Eukaryota; Metazoa; Nematoda; Chromadorea; Rhabditida; Onchocercidae.
GUGAUGCUAACAAGGACCAUAUCAGAAUGGAAAUAAACAGCAAACAAUAUAACUAUGAUACUGCCAUCAACCCAGAACAUGAAAUCCUUAAAAACCUCAUGGCUCCAGAAACCCAUUUUCUGCAAAAUCUACAAACUUCGCACUUCAGACUAUCGUCAUUGCUGAGCAAUCCUGCUCCAGACACAUUAAUAGCAAAUACUCCUAUUAUUUGUUCUCUCGAUAAACGAAGUUCAGAUCUAAACAUGGAGAUUCCACAAUAUACCUAUUGUUAUCAACAAUCUGCAAUGAUCAAAGACUGCUGCUCUUCAUUCAAGGAAUCAAAAACCGUACAAACUCAAACGUCUUCAACAUCCGAAAUAACAACGGCUGUUCAGGUGAAGCCAAGCAUACAACGGGAAAAUCUACAAAGACACAUUAAUUUCGAUUUUAAGUCAUUGGAACUAAAGAAUCCGACAAUUUCUGUUAGAAGUCGACUUUUGAGUAAUGAAGAUGAGGAUCACAACGGAGAACAGAAUCGACAUUUGAGUGAUAUCGAACUUCUCCGACAAGUAUACGACGAACUACGACAUAAAAUAAGCCAAGCGUAA